CAAAUAUAAAUAACCCGGAAAACCCGCUGGGUGGGGGCUUCAGAUGCAUCACCUCCACACACACAAAAAGCCUGCAUCGUGGAGUGGAUAAGGUGCUGCAACACUAAGAUCUCGUGUGUUCACGUGCGUAGAAAUACAACAAAUCCGCAUUCGUCACCAAAAAUUGACUGAAAUCAAAUCAUCUCCUAAUUACACUAACCAUAACUAAUCAUAAUUUUCUUCAGGAAAGCGGCUUGGAUAUGCAGACAAAAGAUUUAAAGAACAAAUGUUCUAAUAUUUUACUUUAAGGGGACCAAAUCAGAAAUUGACAGAAGCGCAAUCCUGACUUCAGCGCGUCUGUCCUCCGCCCUCGCCGUUUGUUUUAGCAGGUCUAGAUAAUAUGCAGCAAUUUAACAACAAUUUUGCUGCCUCAGCAUGACUCCUAAAUUCACAUGACCAUUACAAAAGAGUCAUCGGGUUGUUAAUUUUGCAUAAACACGGGCGCGUUUACUAGAAAAAAAACUGUUUUUGGUUUUUAAAACAAAUGCCAAAAUUUAUUUAUUUUUUCUUGAAAACACCUUAUAUUCUUAUCAAUGCAAAAAGUAAAACAAAUUCAAAAGAUUAUGGCCAUUAUCUAAUAUAUUUGUUGGGAAAAGCAGCUUGGAGAAAAGCAAAGCGCUUUAGGAGGCACACGAUAAAAUAAAGGAAGUUUACAAGAAUGUAGUUUAUUUUUGCAGCGUGUCUUUUUUGGAAUAAACAGCAAAGAGAGUAUACACAAAUAUACUGUAGUAGUUUUCACUAUAUGCUUAUUCUUUCUGUAAUUCAGCAAAAAAUCUGUUUUUUUUCCUCUUCUGCUCCCUCCAAUGAAACAACAGCGUUCCCCCUUUAGUACUGAAUUGUAAAGUACUGUAAUGGUGGGGUGUGAGAGGGGGUGGGGAUGGAUUAUCCAUUUUUAUUGCAUCACCUGUCAGCGGCGUCCAAUGGGCGUUGACUCCGCCAGCAUUAAUUGAUGAAGGUGUCUCCUCACUGGCCCACCUCCCCUCCCUGGUCAUUUCAUUUGCAGCUCCGCCAGCAGCAAAGAAAGCAGCUGCAUUUUAGCUUUCAUUCUGUUUCUCCCUGUCUCUGAUUCUGUAUCUCUCCCAGUCUUUCUCCCUCCUCCUCCACCUCCCCACCCUCUCACUCCCUCUCUCCCUCCCUCGUCUUUGCUAUUUUACCCAUCUGGCCGAAGCAGUGGUGUACACUUACCCCCUCGUCCUGCUGCCGAACAGAGAGGGGAGUGGAGCCAGUGGAGGCAGGUAUCACGGCGGUCCCGUCGCAUUCCUCCACCAUGCUGGAUCGGGGCGAGAGGCGAGGAGAUGAUGCUGCCGGCUCAUUAUCUGACGGCACCGUUUAAAUUUGCAUGCCAAACUUUGCGUUUUCAUGACGCAGCAGCAGCAGCAGAGGGGUGAAUGGAUUAAAGGUAUGAGCAGGAUGCCUUGAGUUCAAGAGCCCCUACCAUUCACCGUUACAUCUAUAGGCUGAUCUGAGAGGGACUACAUGGCUUCAUAGAUGCAUAAUGGGAGACUUGGAGUGUGGCUUUGAGGAAAUGCAAGGAGUGAGAUUGGGAUACCUGCUCAUCCAAGGGAAACAGAUGUUUGCUUUGUCUCAGGUCUUCACCGACCUUCUGAAGAACAUCCCUCGGACCACGGUGCACAAGCGCAUGGACCACCUGAAGGUGAAAAAGCACCAUUGCGACCUGGAGGAGCUGCGGAAGCUCAAAGCAAUAAACUCCAUCGCCUUCCAUGCUGCUAAAUGCACUCUCAUAUCGCGGGAGGAUGUGGAGGCUCUGUACUUCUCCUGCAAGACGGAGCGGGUGCUGAAGUCUACCAAAAGAAAAGCUGCGUGUUCCCCCGAGGACGAGGAUGCGUCCACGGGGCUCAUCCGUGCGGACACCGAACUGUGGAAAGAAAAAGUUUGGUUCAGUUUGCACGGAGUCCCGGAGACCAUCACGCUUCACAACAAACCCGACCAGAGGAGAGAGCUGACUCCUUGCCUUAGCGACUCUAAACUACCUCAAUUUUACCACAAAGCCCACGAGAAGGAUUACCGUUCGGGACUGAAGUCUAAUCACAAACACUUUCAAAACUACGAAACUGAAAAAUUGUCAGGGAGCCGCGUAAAUCAGAGCCAAAAGCAUGCGUUUUUCCGGAGCGCAGUGAGCCGGCAGCCGGUGGUGUUUCAGUCCGCCAUAGCGCACUCCAAGCUCUAUCGCUCUGCCGGCGACUUGCUCCACAAAAGGAGGAGGAGGCGUGAGGGGGGCGGCGGCAGGGACGGCGCAAGACACUCGUGGGGCAGGAGCAGACACUCGCAAGUUCCCUCCGUGCUGCUUUUCCAACCGAAAUCCUCCGCGUCCUUCAGCGCGUUCCACCUCAGUCCGGAUUUCUACGUGGGCUCGCGGCCUCACCAGCAUCACCACCACCACCAUCAUCAUCACCACCACCACCACCAUCUCGAGUCAAGCUUUCCGGAGAGUUACAGCAGCGACUCAGAAUCCAGCACCUACUCUGACAGGGCCUGCCCGGACUCGGACUUUGGCUCCGGUUUCUCCACUAGCAGCAACUCAGGGAGCUCCGAGGAAGAAGAGGAGGAAGAUGACACGCCGUCAGAAAGUUCAGAGGUCAGCUCAGAGGAUGACAGCUCUUCUCAGUCCGACUCCAGCUCGGUUUCGAGCCGGGUUUCUAUGCAGAGCAUCCGCUUUAGAUGCGCUCGGGUGGGUUCUCUCGCCAAAAAUCAGAGUUCUGUUAAAGCCCCUUUGGUCCUGCAGCCCACCUUUCACUACAGCCAGCAGCUACAGGAGCAGCAGCAGCGCAAGACUCAUCAUGCUGAUCCACAAAUAAAUCCCUUAAAAAGUAGUGAAACCAGACCGGAAACGAGACCCCUGCAGACCUGCGGAUUAACCUGCACUGUUUUGGACAGCUUUACGGCAGAACCCACAAAUGAAAGGUGCGAGUUGGAUCCAAAUCAACCUGCAGAUGACCUGCUCCUGUCUUCAGCAGGACAGGAGCGGCGAAAGGCCUCCCACUCUUCCCGCAAGGCACUGGGGCAUACCGCAUGGUGCCUCCCGGGACUGAGCACCCAGUCCGACUCUAAUAAGCCCCAAAAAUGUGUCGACAAAACCAGCAGCGUGAAAGAACCAUCUCCCAACAAAAAGAUUAAGGUCGAGUUGGAUGAAUCCACCGUGGCCCCCCAUUUGGACAGUGGCAGAACAGCUGGGACACCCCCCUUUAACCUCUGCAAUGUGAAAGUUAAAGUGGAGGAAAACUGUGACGAAUAUGAAUAUCAGAGCCAGACCACUGUGGUCAAAUGUAAAAGAGAUAAGACAGAGGGGGGGAAUGGUCAGAGUCCCGCCAUCAAACAAGGAGACUUUUUUAAAAGCGGGAUUAAAGUCACUGAGAAAAGCCCUGAUGUGGCCCCCAGGUCCCCCUGCGGUCCUCAGGAAUGCAGGAGUAAGCAGGAUUCCCCUUGUCUCGAGGAGGGGGAGCUCAAGAACAAAAGCUGCCGGGCUCCGGUGCAGGGGAACAAGAAACUCAAAGGUUUGAGGACGCAUUCGAAGCAGAACCUUCUCGGAGCCAACAGGGCAGCUUCUUCCUCCUCUUCCUCUUCUUCACCUCGUCUCGCGGGCUGUGACGAGACAUCAACGGAGGAUUUACCGAGCAGACGCAAACGCAGCACUGUUGUAUCACCCGCAAAAACUGCUUUCAGCCUGAUGGCAAAUUUCCCAACUCCUCCGUCGCUGAUCGUUGGCAGCGACGGGGAUUUGUGUCCUGCUUACUCCCUGAACUCGCUGAGGGGCCCCGGGCCUCCCCCUCCGUCCCACCCCGUGUGGAGGUGGCGGCCAGGCGGCCAGGUUCUCCCUCCCCCACUGCACGCUCACAGAACUAGGAAAUACUGAGGUGCUUAUGAAAGAAAACUAAAGCCAGAGUGCACCCCGACCCGCGCUCUGCCUUACACGGAAGUGAGCGCAGAGUGCGAGCAAAAUGCUGAUUUUCCCUUUCCUCUACAAAUGAUUUUUAAAUCUCAGAAUGGAUUUACACUCUGCUUUGUUUUGAAGUGGGAUGAGGGAAAGCCUCACAAUCCUGUUCGGAGCUUCUGAACGCCCAAGAGACUGCGAGACUGAGGAUUCAAAAAUGUUAUUUAAAAAGCAACCUUUUUUUGCUUCCCAAUUAUUAUUAUUAUUUUUAUUUUAUUUUAUUUUUUACAUUUUAUUUAGGUUCUUCUCAAUGUAUUUUAUGUUUGAGUUUCAUAGGUUUGGGUUUAAAUUGUAAUAUUAUUAAAAAAAGCUUUUUAAAAUCUACAUUUUAAUAGGCAGGCUCUGUUUGACUUAGAAAAAAAAAAUGUUUUUUGAAGUGGGAAAAGCAAGAGUUCCCAAUUUGUGCCACGUGAUGGUCUAUAUUUUUUAAUUGAUUUUUUUUCUAUGGCAGGCAGAUAAUUAUUUAUAUAGAAUAUUUUCAUCCAUUUAUUUUUCUUGCAUGUCCUAUGGUGCUCUGAUUUUUUUUUAUUUUAAUUUUUUUCUGCUGUGUUUUGCUAACAUGUUAGGGGCAUAAAGACGCUGCUCCAGACGCAACAAAGGCCUUAUGUACACAGACAAUCAAACGCGGGAAUCCGUGCCUCUCUGGAUCCUUGUCUCCUCCACCACGUUCAGUUUGUGCCCUGGAUGCGUUUGGAGCGCGUAAAAUAUUCAAUACAUUGCAGAAACUGUUAUGCCCGAACUGUGAUUUGCUGCGAGUGAGGGGAGGGUGAGGGGAGGGAGGGGGACAAAAACAGCACGGAAAGUGCGUAAAGAAACACCUCGUAACCACUUUGGGUUUUACAAAAACAAUACCACAAAGCACAGGAGAAGAGCUCGCAUGCUUUGCACUUUGAUACUGUUUUGUUUCAGCUUUGAGGGGUUUUAAUGUGAAAUGUAUCUGAGGCGGAAGCUUAAAGAUGAGACUGUGUAGCCAAAUGGAUUUCAUUCGAUUAUUUGUUGUUUUGCUUUAUUUUGAGGUUCAUCCAUUUGUAAGCUGCUGACAACUUUAAAAAAAAUGCUACUUUUUGUUUGGUCUCUACAGCAUCCCAUCCCACCGUCAGGUUUUCUGGAAUGUCCCUAUUUGUUCAAUGCAUCCUGAAUGUAAAGCGGCCCUGACCUGCUCCAUGUUGUCUUUAUCUCCAGCUCCAGUGUACAUACCUUUAAAUGAAGGGGUCGGAGCUGCAACAACAUUCAGGCAUUUUGAGCGCCUACGUCAUUGGCAGUGCAGGAGGCGCCCUGCUAAUUGGCAUGCUUUUCUGUCAGCCACAAAGAGAGGCCCCAGCUUAUGGUGAGCCAGAUCACAACAAACUCAAAAGCCCCUGAAUGAUGUCAGCCUCCUCACAAGCACAGAGAAUUGUAGAAACUAUUGGGUUUGGGAUUGUUUAGAAACAAAAAAAAGAGAGAAUGGGGGAAAUUAAAUGCUAAAAAAAGUGCAUUUUACUCUGCUUUUAUGGUGUGGGUACUUGUUGUUCAUGUAAUUGCAGCCCUAAAUCACCGUGAGCCUUAUUUUUGAGGCUGGAACUCAAACUUGAACUUAUGUAGGGUUUUUCUCAGCCUCUGGACGCUGUGGCACAAGCUCCUUUUCAAGCAGGGUAGCAGUAAAACGGAGGGGGUUGCAUAGGGAGACAUGGGGGAGGGGGGGGGGUUGCUGUGUUGCCAGAGCGAAGCUUUCAACCUUUAAUCCGCAUGUCAAAAGCAAAUGCAGCCCUGCAUAGGAAGAAGGGGGAACAGCCAGAAACCAGAAGCUGCCAGACUCGGCCUCCCCGGUGCAGCAGCCCCAUUCUCACCCGGAGCUCACAAAGCCCGGACCAGGGAGAGAGUGGUCUGCUGGGGAGGCCCUUGCAUCCUUAAGACAAAUGGUUCUCUGACAGUGACACUAUCAAUGCAAACAAUCGCAUGGUGCAGCAUCUAAGAGGCUUCAUGCUCCUCACCACUGUCCCCCCAUCCACUCCCCCUCUGCCCGGCCCUCCUCAUUAAUUCAUUUAUUUCCCUUUUUUUGUAAACAAUACUUGAGGUCAGGUUUUUGACAUGGAUUUUGAAGUCACUGGUUGUUUAUAUGAAACUGAAUAUUUAUUUUUGUGAAUUUUACUGCAGUUUUUCUUGUAUAUUGAUGUGUAUGUUGAACUUUGGAGAGUUGCAUUCAAAGGUGAAACUUGAAGGGUGGAUUUUUGUUGUGAAGCACUUUCCCUCUCUUUUCUGAUAAUGGGACACUCAUUAAACGGGAAUAAGUGUAACCAUC
Molecule: messenger RNA, 6266 nt
Organism: Oryzias latipes (Japanese medaka)
Lineage: Eukaryota; Metazoa; Chordata; Actinopteri; Beloniformes; Adrianichthyidae
Gene: skida1
Product: SKI/DACH domain containing 1
Source: RefSeq, a predicted model, not a curated record